Camellia sinensis is the source of this 2002-nucleotide messenger RNA. Its product is annotated as polygalacturonase At1g48100. Gene Ontology annotation, molecular function: polygalacturonase activity. The record is from RefSeq and is a predicted model, not a curated record. Gene Ontology annotation, biological process: carbohydrate metabolic process. NCBI's taxonomy places the organism in Eukaryota, Viridiplantae, Streptophyta, Magnoliopsida, Ericales, Theaceae.
AGCAUAAUAGAAUGAAACAAAAAUGCCUUUCAUUAUAGGUAAAUCCUCAGCUUGUGGUUCUACAGUCCCAUUGUAUUCUUCCUAUUUAACUCCUAACCAUUCCUUCUUUUAGCUAUCUAAGGUUCCAACCAACUCUCUCUCUCUCUCUCUCUCUCUGAAAACAAUGAAGAUGAGAGGACUUAGUUUGAGAAGCCUCACAUUUAUGCUAUUCAUUGCCUUGUUGGUUUUGUUUUCUCAUAUGGGAACUUGUAGUGCCAGAAGAGGCAAACAUUGGAGGCAAAACAGAGCUAUCUCAGCUUCUCUGUCCAAGAAUGGAAAGAGUCACCAUAGCAAUGCCGGUAAAUUAAAACACAAAGCACCACCACUGCCACCACCUUCUCCUCCUCCAUCUCCUCCAAAAACACCGCGACCUCCUCCCACGUCUUCUUCAAAAUCACCGCCAUCCCCGGCUCCUGCACCAAAAAAAGAUACUUCCUCCACCGUCUUUAACGUACUAGAUUUUGGAGCCAAGGGAGAUGGAACUGGUGAUGACACAAAGGCGUUUCAAGCUACAUGGGCAGCUGCUUGUAAAGUGCAGGCAUCAACGGUCAUGGUCCCAUCACAGUUCACUUUUCUUGUGGGACCCAUCUCAUUCUCUGGCCCCUACUGCCAAUCAAACAUUGUCUUUCAGCUUGAAGGCACCAUUAUUGCUCCGACGAGCUCCAAAGCUUGGGGUGCGGGUCUCUUCCAAUGGCUCCAGUUUACAAAACUAGUAGGAAUCACAGUUCAAGGAUCGGGAACCAUCGAUGGAAGAGGCUCGGUCUGGUGGCAAGAUUCCCCAUACAAUUCCUCCAUAGCCGGAUAUGAAUCAGCACUAUCUAUUAUCCCAUUAAACAACUCUAUAGAAGAAAACCCAACAAUUCCGAUAAGCAAUUCGCUAAGUGGGAACAUGCCGAGUAUUAAACCAACUGCACUGAGAUUCUACGGGAGCUUCAACGUGACUGUCGCAGGCAUAACGAUUCAAAACAGUCCUCAGUGCCACCUCAAGUUUGACAACUGCGUAGGUGUUUCAGUCUUCAACAUGAAAGCCGCAUCUCCCGGUGACAGCCCUAACACCGAUGGCAUCCACUUGCAGAACUCUCAGAAUGUUGUAAUCCGCAAUUCUAAUCUUGCUUGCGGAGAUGACUGUGUUUCUAUACAAACUGGAUGCUCUAAUGUAUACAUACACAAUGUGAACUGUGGACCUGGGCAUGGAAUUAGCAUUGGAGGGCUAGGAAAGGAGGGCACCAAGGCCUGCGUUUCGAACAUUACUGUUCGAGAUGUCAGUAUACAAAAUACAAUGACAGGUGUCAGGAUAAAGACAUGGCAGGGUGGGUCAGGGUCUGUGCAAGGAGUAAUGUUCUCAAACGUUCAAGUUUCUGAAGUCCAAUUCCCAAUCGUAAUUGACCAAUACUAUUGUGACAAAAGCACAUGCAAGAACCAAACAUCUGCUGUGGCCCUAUCAGGAAUCACAUACGAAAAGAUACGAGGAACUUAUACUGUAAAACCAGUACACCUUGCAUGUAGUGACAGCCUACCUUGCAUGGAUGUCACUCUGACUGACAUAGAACUAAAACCACUACAAGAACAGUACCACAUGUAUGAUGUCUUCUGCUGGCAGACUUUUGGAGAGUUGAUCUCUCCCACUAUGCCUCCGAUCGAUUGUUUACAGGUUGGCAAGCCAUCAAGCAACACGAUUCAAAAUUAUUAUGAUUCAUGUUAAGCUUAGCCUAGGUAUAUUCUGGUGUAUUCAUUCAAUUGUGUGGUCGGCUGAUUUCCUGACCCCUUUGAUACCAUUAGGUAGUAAGCUAAUACGCAUAUUUUGGUAAUAGUUGUUGGGAUUCUUCUUUACUAUGGCUACAUUGGUUCCUAUUUUGUAAGAAUACAAAAUUGUUAGCAGCUAAGAGUUUGAUAUAAUACAUGCUUGAUUACGAGGUUGUGAUAAAUAAGUCACCAAUUCAAUAUAUUUAUAAUUUGCAAUCAA